CUCUUUGGUCAGCGGUUGGCAUUACGUCACUUGAUAUUGCUUCUUCAAACGCGUUGCGCAUGGAAUGUUGGGUGUUGUGCUGAAGGCUGAGGUAAACAGUUGAAAAGUUCGAGUUAAUGCCAAAGUUUGCAUAUCUUGAACAAGCAAAAUGGUUGAAGGCGGACUGAGUUGUGUCAAAUACUUGCUGUUUGGUUUCAAUUUGAUAUUUUUUCUCUGUGGAGCUGGAAUUCUUGGAACAGGGAUUUGGCUGCGUGUUGAAAAGGGUGACUAUGUGUCAUUCACUGACUAUGAAUUUGCGACAGCAUCAAACUUGGCUAUUGCUGCAGGUGUUGUCAUAGUUGUGGUGACACUUCUUGGAGUGGUAGGCUCAAUCAAGGAAAACAGGAUCAUGCUUCUCAUGUUCUUUGUUUCCUUGCUAUUGAUUUUCUGCCUGGAGAUAGCUGCUGGAGGGCUUGCCUAUGCUAACAGAGGAAAGAUUGAAACAGAAGUACGAAAGGACUUGAAUGUAACCAUCCAUGAAAAGUAUAGCGUUGAAUCGGGUGCCACACAAGCUAUUGACAAGAUGCAGGAAUUUUUCAAAUGUUGCGGAAAUAACAACGUAGAUGACUGGAAAUAUUCAAAAUAUUAUGUCAGCAAAGGGUAUGUUCCGGAGAGUUGUUGUAUGAAGGACAAGCGAAAUACCGUUGAUUGUGGCAAGGACCUCAAAAACGUGAACACCAGGGGCUGCUACAAGGAGGUGAAGCAGUUUCUCUUGGAUCAUCUUCUCAUCAUCGGCGUCACUGGCAUUGUGUUUGGUGUCAUUCAGAUUCUUGGGAUGAUACUAUCCAUGUGUCUGUUUUGUGGAAUUUCAAAAGAAGGAACUUAUGCUUAUCAAAGACGAAUAGAAAAGAUGAUUGAUCAGCGCCUAAAUUGUAUCAAGUACUUACUUUUUGGCUUCAAUCUAGUAUUUUUUCUUUGUGGAGCUGGAAUACUUGGCACUGGAAUAUGGCUUCGUGUGGAGAAAGGCGAUUAUGCAUCAUUUUCAGAUUAUGAAUUUGCGACAGUAUCUAACCUUGCAAUUGGUGCUGGAGUUGUCAUUGUUGUGGUGACAUUCCUUGGUGUUGUCGGGUCCAUCAAGGAAAACAAAAUUAUGCUGCUAAUGUUCUUCAUUUUCCUCCUGUUGAUCUUUUGCUUGGAAAUCUCUGCAGGAGGGCUUGCUUAUGCAAACAAAGGGAAAAUUGAAAGAGAGGUUAGGAAAGAUUUAAGUCUGAUGAUAAGUGAGAAAUAUGGUGAUGAACCUGGAACAACUGAGGCAAUUGAUAAGAUGCAGACAUAUUUCAAAUGCUGUGGAAAUUUAAAUUGGAAUGAUUGGGCCAACUCCAAGUUUCAAAAGGGUUACCCACCUAAGAGCUGUUGUGUUGAAGAACAGCAAAACAAUAACGACUGUGGAAAAGAUCCCAAUAAUGUCUAUACAAAGGGUUGCUACAAGGAAAUCAGCAAGUUUCUGUUGGAGCAUCUUCUUGUAAUAGGUGUUAUCGGACUUGCCUUCAGUGUAAUUCAGGUCCUUGGCAUGAUAUUCUCAAUGUGGCUGUUCUGUGGAAUAACUAAAGGAACAUAUGCAUAAAUAGGAUGUCAAAUGAACUAUAACAGCACUAUAAAAAGGAUGGUGUGGUUUGCAGUGUUUCACUGUAUUUAAUCCAGUUUUAAGAGCUUCAUUAAAAACCAAAGUACUUUAUCCAAAGAACUUAAUUUUAAUAUGCCCUGGCCUGAGAGGUGUGAGCACCUUCUCACAGCUUUGUUAGUUUAUCUUCAAAAAGAAACAUGUUUUAAAGGUUGAUUUGAAUGUUUUGUUGCAUAAAUGUGUGUUUAUUUGUAUAAAGUUUAUUGCCAAAUAUUUAUUUAUUUUGCCUAUUUUUAAAGAGCUAAUGAUACGUUGAGAGUGAAAAGAUAUAAAUCUUGUUACUA
Molecule: messenger RNA, 1944 nt
Organism: Rhopilema esculentum
Lineage: Eukaryota; Metazoa; Cnidaria; Scyphozoa; Rhizostomeae; Rhizostomatidae
Cellular component (GO): plasma membrane
Source: RefSeq, a predicted model, not a curated record